AUGAUAGCUGACAACAGUUAGCUAACGCUAGUGUUUUCGUGAUUUGGAAAGAUGGUUGGGGACAUGCGAGGUUUUGCGCUAGAAAAAGCCGAACUACUUUCCAGCCGUUUGAAGGAGAUCCUGUCUUCGGGACAAGGAUAUGUUCUGGCUCAGUUCGGCGUGGAUUUGGGUCUGAAGCCUGAUGUGUACCCGACAUGGGUCAUCCUGUCUACGGCUGCGGUGGGUCUGUUGCUGCUACUCUGCCUGUCCUGGGCCACUGUCUGUGGUGGUCUGUUUGUCGGGAAAAAGCGGGGAUCCCCGGUCCCCCAAGGCAACCGUGAGCCUGGCAAGGCCAAUGUUGCUAAAAUUGCCAAACCAGAAGAGCAGAAGAAGAGGAACAAGAAGAAAACGCUUGAAAAGAACACUCAAUCCAAUGGACAACCAGUGGCUGUAGCUCAAGAGGAAGUUAAAGUGACAGAGGUAUUUUCCAAGCUUGCCAUGCAGAUCAAAACUGAGAAGGUUCAUGCGGUACAGGCCCCAGUGCAGGUGAAAAAGAACAAGAAGAAAACCAAGACAAAUGUAAAACCAGUUCAGUAUGUGUCUGCAAAUAAUGGGAAGGAACCUGAUGAUGGUGCAUGGGAGACCAAAGUCAGUAACCGAGAGAAGAAGCAGCAGCGCAGGAAGGAUAUGGGUUCUGGGGAUUCUGGUAGCCCAGGAGGGGUGGAGGUUCCCAAGAGUAACACAGAGGCACCUGUGACCACAGCACCUACCAACACCAAGAAGAACAGAGGAAACCAUGAGUCCCUGCAUUCAAGAACUGCUGGAAAGGGGGACACAACUAGUGGAGCUGUGGCGUCCAGCCGGAGAGAGGAGCCUUCAGUCAAUGGUGGUGGUUGGAUUGACAUGUCUUUGAAGAUCCCACGUCAGAUGGGUGCUGUGGAUGGAACCAAGUGGAGUGCCAUCUCCGCGCCUACACAUUACAGGGCCCCACCUAAGCCUCAAUCCUGGGGAAAGGAGACACAAGCAUGGAGUGGCAUUGAUGGCCGGAUAAAGACUGACCUCAACUCUGUGACCUUCUCCAUGCUGGGACUAAACCCCACAGACCCAAUAUCAAAUUCAGCGGAGCUGCAGUGGGCGAGGCGCCCUGAUGUUGACGAUGAAUGGUCUGGAUACAAUGGGGUGGCAGCCGUGGACCCCAGCUCUGACUGGAAUGCCCCAGUAGAGCACUGGGGAAACUAUGAAGAGCCCCCUGUGUUGGUGACACCAGCGCCUCCACUGAAGGAACAGCCUGUCCCAAACAAGGUAUCAGAGGAAGAGAAGGACACUGAUGAUCUCGCCAGUGAAGCAGCCAAAUCCAAGAAGAAGAGGAAAAAGAAGAAGAAAUCCGAAGAGGAGGCUGCCUCUGAGGCUCAGAUUGUGAGCACAGUGCUCCUGGUCAAUACAGUACCCAAACCCCAAGAGCCUCCUGUGCUGGCUUCCAAAAAGCAGAAUCCCAGCAUAUCAUCCGCUCAGAAGAAGUCUGAGCCGACUGUGGAGCCUCUGAAGGCCUCCCAGAAGAAAAAGGUCCGAAGGGAAACAUGAAGUCACAUCACAGGUCCAUACAAAGCAUAUGCAAAUGAUUGUAAAACGUGUCACAUGCAAUAAUGACCAGGUACAGAGUUUCCUUCUGAGCUACAUUAACAGUUUAUCAGUUACCGAAACAAAAAGAAAACAGGCGGUGGGUGGAUAUCACCUGCUUGGCUAAAUACAGUGAUGAAAUGUGGUCCUAUGGACUGAAAUCUUAACUAAUUUGCACUAUUUGCUACACUGCAACCAGAGUGGGGUUUCAGGGGAGGUGGACUUGCAGUGGAGGUCCAUGUUCAUGUAAUUAUUUUAACGGUAUCAAAAGUGUUAUUCCCUCCCAAGAGUGUAUGUUUAUCAUUUUUAACCCAAAAGCGGGUUAUAUUUAAAUUUGUUAUUGUAUGAAAAUUUAAGUUACAAGAGAAGCAUACUUCUUUGCUCCCCAGAAUAUUGCACUUUGUUUUGUUCGCCGUGCUUCUGCCCUGAUAUCAAUUACUGAAAAGUGUGGGAGCAAGCUGCAUGUGAGGGCUGGUCUCAGAUCAGGAGAGGUUCAGAUUUCUUUCAAGUGCAUCUCGGUGCAACACUCGCAUACCCAUAUGUUCAUUGAGAGAGUUUUAGGUUGCUAUAAUCCGACCCCCUCUUCGUACUGGCCAUGAUGUGAUACACCCACAGAGCUGCAAUGUAAGAAAUGGGGGAUCACAAAUCUACCCUCCUCAUUUUUUUUUUUAUUCUAAAGUGUAUCUGAAGUUAACAUGAGACGUUAGUUAAGUUAGUGUUGCCAAAUGGAUGGGUAUUUUCCAAAGUCAUGGCCUUUUUUAGUACAAACCUCCACCUUUUGUGUUUCCCGUGUUAACUUUCUGGGCUGUGAGUGAUACGUCCUGACAGCCAGAGCUACAAAACCUUGACAAUAAACCUACUCGUGACUACCAGAACAAAGGUAUUCUCAGACUGCUGAAGCCUCAUAUUAGUUUUGGCUGAACUUUAGGUGCCACUUUGUACCUUUUUUAUAUUGUAGUCGCUCUAUGAAGGUAUCACUGGACAGCCAUUAUGGAGAGAAGAAAUUAUUACAGUGACCUAUAACUCUUUCAACAAACAAAUUGCAUCUGAGUGUUGUGUUAAGAUGGGUUUGUCUAUCCUUUUUAAUUAAUAUCUCCCAAAAUCUAUUCUUGGAGUACAAACACACGCUACCUGUAGGCUGUGUAGUUUAUUAAAGCUCCUUUUAUGAAGAAUGGCAGCUGUUAUCAGGUUGUUUCACAGCAGAAACAAAAGUAUUUGGUCAUAGAAACUUCUCCACAACCGCUCCUGCAGCGUAAUCCACCUCUUCACUGUCCAUCCGAGUGGUAGUAUGUUCAUACUUUCAUUGUUUUGCCAAAAUAUGGUUAGAUUCACGACUGCUCGAAACUGUGAUGACAAUUUAGAGCACACUGACGGCUGAAAAGCUACUGAUUCAGCAGUAAUGGAUCAGAUCAGAUCAUUUCUUCAAAGAUGACGCUACAUUUAAAAUUUGGAUGUUAUAUACUGGUUCGGGAUUCCCACUGAGGACUGUUGAUAAGUGUUAUGGAAGGAACACAGUGACUGAUAUGAUCCACCAGGGGGCACUGUAAUGUGAAGUAAAGCAGUAGUGGGAUUAUUAUCAUUCUGAGUGUGUCUUUCUUUAUCUAACUAGACUGUGCGUUGAUUUUCUAGACACUUAAUGAACCCUUCUGCAGUCUUUCUGAUUUUUUAAAACAUUUUUCUUCCAGUUUCUGUGCUAGAAAAAGCCAUGCCAUAUGUACAGAUUGUAAGGGGGCCUUUUCCAGUCCUGUGAUUGCACUGUGCAAAAGGCUGUAUUGAGUUCCUUUUUGAUGUCUAUGAAUUGUUUUUUACUACCUUUUUGCAGAAUGUGAAAUGUGAAUUUGUUUGUGUUUAACCUGACAUCAAGCAUUUAUGAUUGGGGAUUUUUUUUUUUUUUACAUAAAUUGAGAAUGAAGACAUACAUAAAGAUAUAAUAUGGAGCAGCUUUAAUUCCACAUCAAAGUUGUUUUUAAACAAGACACACAAUUACACAUGCAUAACAGGAAUUUAAUUCCAUUGCCUUAUCCUGAAUUUUAGAAAGUGCAUUGGCAUCCUUUUUUUCUUUAUAGUUUCCAACUACCGGUAAUUGCAAGUUUUUAUGUCAGAAACACAUUUCUUGCAUGACUUUGAUAAUAGUACUUGUGUACAUGAAAUGAAUGAUCUCUUGCUUUAACUGUUAGUACGUGGUCCCGGAGUACCACUCAGUGUAUAUACUGUAAUAGCUUUUUUUAAUGAGACAAAUUGCAGCUUUUCUUUGAGCUUCCAAUUUACAGACAUAAACAGGAGUCUGUUGUUGGUAGUCAAAGAACCUUUGUGCAUCGAGGUGGUAAUGCAUAGUUGUUAGUAGAGCUGAUAGAACAAAAUGACGCCGUGGCUUCAGGCGCCCUUUGUGUUUCAUUUCUACUGAUGAUUAAAUGGAUUCAAUCAAUGUAUUUAUAUACUUGUCUCUAGGACAUGGUUAUGUGAACGAUUUUGUUUAUUGAGGAGAUACAAAUGAUAUUUUCUGUCUGUUUGGUAAAAAUGGCAAAUAAAUGAGAAUUGCUUGAUAUGA
Messenger RNA from Cottoperca gobio, 4144 nucleotides. It is a transcript of the gene mtdha, whose product is annotated as metadherin a. The record is from RefSeq and is a predicted model, not a curated record. NCBI's taxonomy places the organism in Eukaryota, Metazoa, Chordata, Actinopteri, Perciformes, Bovichtidae. Gene Ontology annotation, cellular component: nucleus. Gene Ontology annotation, molecular function: transcription coregulator activity. The transcript has 12 exons. Bases 52 to 1560 code for a protein of 502 amino acids. Gene Ontology annotation, biological process: negative regulation of apoptotic process; positive regulation of angiogenesis; positive regulation of canonical NF-kappaB signal transduction.